Osmerus eperlanus (European smelt) is the source of this 2133-nucleotide messenger RNA. RefSeq names its product gap junction protein beta 1a (gene gjb1a). The record is from RefSeq and is a predicted model, not a curated record. Bases 177 to 902 code for a protein of 241 amino acids. Gene Ontology annotation, molecular function: gap junction channel activity. Gene Ontology annotation, biological process: cell-cell signaling. The transcript is spliced from 3 exons. NCBI's taxonomy places the organism in Eukaryota, Metazoa, Chordata, Actinopteri, Osmeriformes, Osmeridae. Gene Ontology annotation, cellular component: connexin complex.
CAACCACAGACGUCAUUCUUAAAAGUUCAGGCAGUCAUCUAAGCUGCCGUCUGUUAUCUUUAAGAUCCACAUCCUCAGCCUCUGACUCACCAAUGGGGGGGAAAAAAUUGCAAAACUAAUUCAAUAGUUGAUGGGCGUGUUCGUGCACUAUUUCAUCUAAAGACCCGGAACCGAAAAUGAACUGGGCGUCCUUUUAUGCUGUCGUCAGCGGUGUAAACAGACACUCCACUGGAAUCGGUCGCAUCUGGCUCUCUGUGCUGUUUAUCUUCCGUAUCCUGGUCCUGGUGGUGGCGGCUGAGAGCGUGUGGGGCGACGAGAAGUCGGGCUUCACCUGCAACACCCAGCAACCUGGCUGCAACAGCGUCUGCUACGACCACUUCUUCCCCAUCUCCCACAUCCGCCUGUGGGCCCUCCAGCUCAUCCUGGUGUCCACCCCAGCCCUGCUGGUGGCCAUGCACGUGGCCCACCGCCGCCACAUCGACAAGAAGCUCUACAAGCUGUCUGGCCGGGCCAGUCCCAAGGAGCUGGAGCAGAUCAAGACCCAGAAGAUGAAGAUCACCGGGGCUCUGUGGUGGACGUACAUCAUCAGCCUGUUCUUCAGGAUCGUCUUCGAGUCGGCCUUCAUGUACAUCUUCUACAUGAUCUACCCAGGCUACAAGAUGAUCCGGCUGGUGAAGUGCGACUCAUACCCGUGCCCCAACAUCGUGGACUGUUUCGUGUCUCGGCCCACAGAGAAGACAGUGUUCACCGUGUUCAUGCUGGCGGUGUCAGGGAUCUGCAUUCUGCUCAACAUCGCAGAGGUGAUCUUCCUGGUUGGGAAGGCCUGUGGACGGCACUUGAUAAGCAAUGCUGGAGACUCUUCCAUGGGAGCGUGGAUCACACAAAAGCUCUGUUCCUACUAGAGCAAACAGAACAGAGAAGUGCCCAGCCAGGACGAGGCAUACGAGUUAGCGGUGACGAAGGGAAGCUUUAGAUAAUAAAACUGACGGUUCUGCUCUCUGCUUUGUUUUGAGACCUGUUCGUUGAAGUACCACAGCUUUCAAGUUAUUAAGCCAUCAAGCAGGAAAAAACACAGACUUAUGUUUUGUAUUUGUGUUGAAUUUGUUCACCAAAACGUACUGUAAGGACUAUUUUCGUUCACAUGGAACAAGCUUGUUCUGUUGAGAGAGUGAGAGUGGUAUAUUUCUACAGAGAUUUCAAAGUUUCUAGUCUUCUGAUUAUAAUUAACAACCAGAGCGUUAGACACUAAUAAACAUGGCUCCUACCAGGUCAUAUUUGAAGGGAUUUUCUCUCAAGUUGACCUGCUAAUGACGGAUGAUAGAACAGAAUAUUCUCUGAAUUUGUGUCAGAUUUUCUCAGUUUUCUCAAAUGAUCACAAACAGCAGUUUUCACAGCUCCUCAGUCCCUUGGCUGUUCUCGCAGUUCACUACAGAAUAUCCUCCCUUGCACUCUAUUCAUAAAAAAUGGCUGUGCGGGAAAGUAUGUGGCACUAAACACAUUGUAGCACUGUAAGUUUAUACUUCAUAAUGUUUGUGGCAUUUUAGUUUUAGGUAGUUUAUGUUAAUGCUGUGUAUUUUAAGAUCUUGUAUGGAGAAAAGGCUUGAACAAGUUUGUCAUAUAUAUAUAUAUAUAUAUAUAUGUGUCAAAAUUAAAACAUGCAAAAUGAUGUUGUGUCCUUGGGCAAGGCACUUCACCCUACUUGCCUUGGGGAGAAUGUCCCUGUACUUACUGUAAGUCGCUCUGGAUAAGAGCGUCUGCUAAAUGACUAAAUGUAAAUGUACUGAAAAUAGCUGGUAAAUUAAUUGUUUCAUGCAAAUAAAUGGUCAUUUACAAAAUAUUUAUGACACACUUGUAGUUGAUACAAGGUAUAGUCUCUAUGCAAUUGUUAUUAAUGUUUUUAAAAAAAAGGCGAUUUAAUAAAUCUAAACAAUAAUACCGCCACAUUGUUGUCACAGUAUGUCAAGUAAUGUCCAUCCAUGUAAUACCUUAACAUACCACAUGGUGGCAUCAGAAACUUAGCAUACAGGGGGCAUGACCAUUUCAUGGUUCCUUCACAUAUCAUCUCAGAAUGGGAUCAAAAUGAAUAAACUGUAUUAAAUAAAAUCCUAAUCACAAACCGUGUUGUCUCUCUUC